This is a messenger RNA of Trifolium pratense (red clover), 3088 nucleotides long. Its product is annotated as probable pre-mRNA-splicing factor ATP-dependent RNA helicase DEAH4. Bases 190 to 2286 code for a protein of 698 amino acids. Gene Ontology annotation, molecular function: ATP binding; ATP hydrolysis activity; RNA binding. NCBI's taxonomy places the organism in Eukaryota, Viridiplantae, Streptophyta, Magnoliopsida, Fabales, Fabaceae. Gene Ontology annotation, cellular component: intracellular anatomical structure. The record is from RefSeq and is a predicted model, not a curated record. The transcript is spliced from 16 exons.
AAUAAACCCGCAACAAUACAGAAAAUCCAAAACGCCUUACUUAGCAGUGCUGUUUAAACUUAAUAAUACUUUUGAAUUUUUUAACAAAUGUGUUUACCAAGAAAAGGUAAUUUUUUCAUCUGAGUAACGCCUUGUACUAACAAAUUUGGUCUUGGAACUUGUUGUUUCCACUGUGGACUCACGGCGAAGAUGGCAACCCUUCCCAUUGUCCAAUACGAAGAUAAAAUCAUUGAAACCGUCGAGAACAAUUCUAUCACCGUCAUCAUCGGAGAAACCGGUUCCGGUAAGAGCACUCAACUCUCUCAGAUGCUACACCGCCGCGGUUACUCCAAAAUCGCCGUCACUCAACCCCGUCGUGUUGCCGCCGUCUCCGUCUCCAGACGAGUUGCUCAAGAGCUCGGUGUUCAGCUCGGUGAAGAAGUAGGUUACGCUAUUCGAUUUGAAGAUAGAACUUCACGCAACACGCGCAUUAAGUAUCUAACUGAUGGUGUUCUCCUCCGAGAAAGUUUAGCUGAUCCAGAACUAAAUGAUUAUUCUGUUAUCAUAUUGGAUGAAGCUCAUGAACGAAGUUUGAACACAGAUAUAUUGAUGGGGCUCAUGAAACGUUUGGUUAAACAUCGUUCCUCCAAUCUCAAAGUGUUGAUCACGUCUGCCACGCUUGAUGGUGAUAAGGUGUCGAAAUUCUUUCGAGAUUGCCCUGUAUUGAACAUCCCUGGGAAGUUGUAUCCUGUUGAGAUUCUUUAUAGCAAGGAGCGUCCUGUGAGCUAUCUUGACGCAGCUCUUAAAACCGCUCUUGAUAUACAUGUACGUCAACCGGAAGGGGAUAUUUUAAUAUUCAUGACUGGACAGGAUGACAUAGAGAAGUUGGUAUCUAAGUUGGAAGAUAAAGUCCGGGCUCUCGAUGAAGGUUCCUGCAUGGAUGCUAUAAUCAUUCCACUACAUGGUUCUUUGCCACCCGAAUUGCAGGUGCGUGUAUUUAGUCCUCCACCUCCAAAUUGCAGACGAAUUAUUGUUGCUACAAAUAUUGCUGAAACUUCUUUGACCGUUGAUGGUGUAGUUUAUGUUAUUGACUCUGGGUAUGUAAAGCAAAGGCAGUACAAUCCGUCUAGUAGGAUGUAUUCUCUUGAUGUUAUCCAAAUUAGCAAAGUGCAAGCUAAUCAGCGGUCAGGCAGAGCUGGACGAACACGGCCAGGGAAAUGCUACCGCCUAUAUCCUUCCCAAAUUUACCAUGAUGAGUUUUUGGAUGUUACAGUUCCUGAAAUUCAGAGAUCUUCUCUUGCCGGCAGUGUUCUUUACUUGAAGUCGUUGGACCUCCCUGAUAUUGACAUUCUCAAAUUUGACUUUCUUGAUUCUCCUUCAUCUGAGUCCUUACAAGAUGCCUUGAAGCAAUUAUAUCUGAUUGAUGCUAUUGAUGAAAAUGGUGCAAUUACAAGUAUUGGACGAAAAAUGGCUGAACUUCCAUUAGAACCGUCCCUGUCAAGAACUUUAAUGGAAGCAAACAAUUAUGGCUGCAUAACUGAGGCUUUGACCGUUGCUGCCAUGUUAUCAACUGAAUCUGCAUUGCUACCAGGGAAGAGCAAGACCGAGAAAAAGAGGAAACGUCCAAUAUCUAGCCUUCCUGAUGGUUCUGGCUUGGGUGAUCACAUUCAAUUACUGCAGAUAUACGAGCGUUGGCAUCAAACUGAUUAUGACAUUGGUUGGUGCAAAGACCAUGGCUUGCAGGUGCGAGGAAUGACGUUUGCCAGAGAUGUCCGUAAGCAGUUAUCUCAGAUAAUGCAGAAAAUCGCCAAGGAACCGUUGGAUAUAAAGGAAAAUGGGAAAGGGGAAGAGUUCCGGCGGGAUUAUCGGAAUUUGAGGAAAGCUCUGUGUGUAGGCUAUGCAAAUCAGCUGGCUGAAAGAAAGAUGCAUCACAAUGGUUAUCGAACUCUGGGUUUGCAAGGCCAAGUAGUCCAGGUGCAUCCAUCAUCUGCAUUGAGUUCUGAUGAACAUGGGAAGUUUCCAGAUUAUGUUGUGUACCAUGAGCUAAUUGCAACACCACGGCCGUUCAUGAGAAAUGUGUGUUCUGUUGAGAUGAAAUGGGUUAUACCCAUCAUUAACAAGCUUAAUACCUUAAAUGUGAAAAAAUUAAGUGGUGGUGGUGUUAUGGAUCAUGUUGAGGAGGAAUCUGAGAGAAGUAUUCCAGAUUUGCCCAAGAAGAAUGUCGAGGUUGCUGCUGCUACAGAUGAUAGUGAAAGUAGAAUCCAAGCUGCCAGAGAACGAUUUCUUGCUCGUAAAGCCAAUAAGUGAGCCCUCUCAUACUUAUACCUGUGAAGAUGGUGAUCUUGGCUUUUGUCGGGAAUUUUGUUCAAGGGACAGGCUAGUUGGUAAAAGUUGCCUGAGAAUUGGGAGUCAGGAUAAGCUAACAUUUCAAGUUUUCCACGUUGCCUCAUUCCUUUUAUGAGCUUGAUAUUACCUGUGUCAUAGUGAUGCAAUUAUCUCUGGCCAACAUCCCAAGAUUUAGCACAGAACACCCUGAGAUUGGGCAUUGUACCAUUCUGAUAGUUGUACAAUAGCUGAGUGUAUAUUAUACUUUUUGCUUAUCCCCCUUUUGUCAUUGAAAUUUACCCAGAGUGGAGAAAGAAGGGAUAGUGGAAGGCGAAGAAAGAGAACAACGUCAACAAGACCCCUGGAAUUAAAAUGUCAAACCAUUCUGAGGGGGUUUUGAAAUGCAAUUGCCAUAACAGACAUCAGAUUGAGAUAUUUGAAGGGAGGAGUUUAGGAAGCAGUUCAACAAGGAAAACUUGCAUCAAGUCUAAAAUGUCCAAAAUAAGUCAUUUUAGUCCCAUCUCUUAUUUAACCAAAUAGUUUGAUUGAUAGUCACAUUUAACAACAAAACGACACGAAAGUUUGUUGUAUUUUAAGCAUCUUUAGAGCAGACAAAAGGAGACAGAAACAUUGGAUCACUGGGCAAUGCAGAUAGUACUUUAUCAUUUGCUUUUGUGAGCAAGGCAAGGAACCCCUCAAUCCCCUUACACUUGUAUAAGCAAAAACUUGCAUUACAUACAGAGUUCUCUUAAAAAGUUAGCUAGUGCUCUUUAAUUUUAGAAAA